Molecule: messenger RNA, 801 nt
Organism: Aspergillus mulundensis
Lineage: Eukaryota; Fungi; Ascomycota; Eurotiomycetes; Eurotiales; Aspergillaceae
Product: F-box protein
Exons: 2
Coding region: 1-801 (266 amino acids)
Molecular function (GO): protein binding
Source: RefSeq, a predicted model, not a curated record
AUGCCAUUGACUGCCGCGGAAGCCUUCAGCAUCUACGAAAUCACGGAGCAAAUCCUCCUACAACUAAACGACCCCGUAGAGAUCAUUCGGGCCAAGUGCGUAUGCCGUACAUGGAGAGAUGUGAUCCAAUCUUCCCCGGCGCUCCGAACCGCCUGCUGGUACCAAGUUCAGCCCUACAGAACCACAAACGCUGAGACGGAGCCUGGUUCGCUUCCAGACCAGCAAGCCUGGUCGCUGAACCCCGCCUUCAACCACAUCGGUGUCUCGGUAUCCAAACAUUCGGGUGAUUUCGACCUACAGAGGCGCAUUUACCACAAGCCGGGGUCAUGGGCGACCAUGCAUGCCACCAACCCUCCGUGCCAGCGAAUAAUGGUCGAAUGUUACGACUACCAAGGUGUCUACGACGCGACAAUGUUGUACAUGGUCAUAUCUCCCAAGGAGCCUCUCCUCAUGGGCGACAUCAUGGCCGUGCUUGCGGAAUGCCAAAAGAGACAGCAGUCCGGCGUUGAUCGUUGGGCUGGUGUGGUGCACCGCACGGGCGGCAUAGUCCAAUGGAGGGAGAACUAUCUGGCAGAAUACCAUUGGGGUACGCUGGAAGGAAUGCCAGAUGACAAUGUCUCGGUUAAAGUUGCUGUCGACCUGCCGUUUGGGUCGGGGACGUAUCCUGCGUUCUCGCUUCGGCGGGUCCAGGGGAUCGGUGGCAAUGCGUUCCUGCAUGAGACAAUUGUGCAUGAGAUGGUGAUGCCUGGUGGGAGUGUGUAUGCGUGGGGGUGGGAGUAUGGACUGGAAGAGCCGGAGUGA